AACAGAAAUAAGGAACAACGUUGUUUCAAAAUGAAGACAGCCAUUGCUCUGAUAGCAUUGAUCUCUCUCACCGGCAUUCUGGUGUGGGCCGCACCAAAUCAGCAACAAGUACAGGACAUUCAAGAAAUUCUGGGAAAUGCUCAUGAUGUAACAAAGCAUGACGAGGAUGAAGUUGACAAAGAGGAUGCUGAAAUGGAAACUUUCAUUCAAGAUCUGAUGUCUGCCCACAAACAAGAUGGGGCACAAGUCGAGGACUUCCUCCAUAAACUCAUGAAUGAAGAGGAGGAAACAGCUUCCGAACAAAAAAGCAAUGAUGAUGAUGAUGACGACGAUGUUGUAGACAACCAGAGCAGCGAUCUCGACGAAGUUCAAAGUGACAAUGACGACGAAUUGGAGGCUGCGGUCCAAGAGCUUAUACAAGAUGACGAUAGAUCUAACGAUGAUAGUGAUUUGGAUGUUGCUGCUCUUCAAGAGCUGAUCGCCAAGUCACAAGACCCAGAUGUUAAAGCUCAAUUUUGGGGGGCUAUUGCUCGUCUCGGGACGCGGCUAAUCAGCAGGGUUGGGAGACGGUUUGGGAGAAAGUUCAGGAGAACGUCUAACAAGUUUGGGAGAAGGUCCAGGAGGUCCAGGAGAAGGCUUAGCAGGUCCAGGAGAAGGCCUAGCACGUCCAGGAGAAGGUAUGGAAGAAGGAUUGUGAGAAGGAGAUACUGGCCUGGACAACAAAUCAACCAGUGUUAAAUUGGGUGAGCUCAAAUCAACUGGAACUGAAAAACUGAGUCGUAGAAAAACUGCAGUAGUCUGUUCAUGCAGUGUAUAGCACUGCAUAACAUUUAUAAUAUAGCUAUAGAAUUAGUGUGAAUUACAUGUUAUUGCAUGAGAUUAUUAAAAAAAUUGGU
Messenger RNA from Halichondria panicea, 896 nucleotides. RefSeq lists its product as uncharacterized. Lineage: Eukaryota; Metazoa; Porifera; Demospongiae; Suberitida; Halichondriidae. The record is from RefSeq and is a predicted model, not a curated record. Bases 31 to 738 code for a protein of 235 amino acids. The transcript has a single exon.